CUCGUUCUCGGUAUCUCGGUUAACUUCUAGUCUCGCUGAUCGGCUGAUCUAAGUGAUUUUGCAUCCCUGGCGCAUGUGAUUUAUCUUUAUCAGGAUGUCCGAUUAUUUUAUUCAGUCUGUUUUUCCGUGGAAAGUGCGUGUGAUGUGUGCUGUGCACCCUGCAUGACAGAGAACAACAAUAACAACAACCAGCUCCAAAAGUUAAUAGUAUAAAUAAAACUUUAGUACGAAGCUACUUGUAAACUCUUGUAUUGGCAUCUGAUAGUGAGCCAUACACACAGCUGGGCCUGUCUGGCUUGUUCCUGGUGCACACUAACGCGCUCAUUGACUCUGAACAGCUAAACAGCUUAGCUUAACUGCAUAUAGAGAUUGACACAGUUGACACAGAUGAGAACGAGUCAGCCAGAGGUAGACUGGAGGAAAGAGGAGGACGUCCAAUUAAACGGAGUGUUAUACAUAUAGAUACAGGGCAAACGAGGACGCGCGCAGCAGCAGCAAAGCAUAUAGCGCAGCAGCAACAGCAGUGACAGCAAAGAUUAGGUGGCAGAGGAGUCCGGAGCGGAGCUGGAUCGCCCGAGCAGCUCUCCACCUCCUCCAGGGCGUCGAACGCCCCAGCUGACGGCUUCGCUGCUGCCUCCUGCAGGCGAGCUGCAGCUUGUUAUACCAUUCGAGUCAGCUAGUCCUCCCCCCCCCCUUCUCACUCUCUCUUUUUCCCUUCGUCCUGUCUCGUUCUAAAAACAAAAGUACUUCCCACUAGUACCCAUAUUUUUUCCCAGCUUUUGCGCACCGAGGGGGCUACAACAAAUAGAAUAGCUCUCUCGCUUCGCACAUUGUUUUUUUUUCUCAAGCUCCAUUUUAUCUCUUUCUCUCCCUCGUUACCCUCCAUUUAUCCAUUCUGCUGUGUGCCUCGGCUGCGCGCUCAAUGGAUUCACCCGCGCGACCGCCCCAGCCAGCAAAGAUGUGUGUGCGGAGCAGUGUGUGGGGAUCUCUCGCGCUCUCCGAUAAGAAUAUGUUAAUCGGCUGCGUUUUCACAUCGAUUUGAAUCCAGAAGUGUACAGUCACGGCUUUCCGCUCCGCAGGCUUCGUCUGGCACAGAGGGCUCCAGUCCAGCCUCUAGUCCAGCUUCAGCUGCCAGCCUAGCUGCAGCAAUGGCUGCCCCGAAAUUCGGUACCCUCGUGCCGAACCGCAUUUUCGUCGGUGGGAUAUCGGCGAGUACAAGCGAAGCGGAACUGGCCCAGCUAUUUUCCGCCUACGGUAAUGUCAAGGCCACGAAAAUUAUCGCUGACCGAGGUGGUGUAUCGAAAGGCUACGGUUUUGUCACUUUCGAAACGGAAGAGGAGGCGAAGCGUCUUCAACAGGAGUCCGAGUGCAUUGUACUUAGAGAGAGAAAGUUAAAUAUUGCUCCUGCAAUUAAAAAGCAGCCAUUUAAUCGUUCGUUUGAUGGAGGGACUGGAUCUCCUCCCGUGGCACCCACUAGUACAUAUUAUUACACAAAUGGAAUGGGUAUUCCUUACCAAAAUGGCAUGACCUUCUACAAUGCAGGAGCCACAGCGCCAGGUGCUGCGAUAGCUCAAACUGCAGAUCCAGCCGCGCUUUAUCAAGCUGCAGGAGUUUUCGGACCUCAAGCCACUCCAGGUCAUCAGACUUACGCACCCAUGAUGUACCCGGUGCCAGCGCCCUCGCUCUAUAUGCCGCAACAGUAUCAGUAUUCCCCAAUGCCGUAUGAGCCGUACUUCCCAGGGACAACCGCUGCCGGGGCGUCAUUCAUUUACACGAGCAGUGUACCGCAGUCACAGACGGGCGGAAAUGGCUCAGGUAACGGUAGUAGCGGUAGCACAACAGGAGCGGCCAGUUCUGGCUCAGCGUCUGGCCCUCCGUCAAUGGGUCCCUCGCCACCUCAGUUCCAGACGCACUUCUAUGGGCCAGCUAGUGCGCAUCAUCAUUCAGCAGCCAUGUCCACUAGUACACCUCACGGGCUGCCUCCGCCGAUGGAGCACAUUUAUUAUUCCUAUCCACCACCUCAAUCGCACGCUCAAGCACCACCCCAUCAUGGCCCACUUGCCCUUGCAUCUGAUCAGUUGCUUGUCUACACCACAGAGAUAGCUGGUCAACCCAUAGGAAAUGAUUUGCAAGUCAGCCAGCAUGAGGAAUCUCGAUCGACAUCUAAUCACUCGGAGCAGCUACAGACAAGCACAACGUCGGACAGUGGCGGAGGCCCCGGUGGCGGUAGUUCCAAUCAUCAUCAGUCUAGCGCACACUCGUCGGACCCCCAAAACCUCACUCACAAAUAUCCCGCAGUCAAUCUCAGUAACCGUUAUCCAAAUUAUCAGAGUAUUCCCCAGCCAACAAACACCUCCCUAGCACAACAGCAGCAGCAAGCCAUGAACAAUGGAGUUUUCACGAGCGACGAGUCGACAAGCGCUGGUGCCCCUCCUAUGCACCAUUACCGUAUCUACUCGACCCCCGUGUACGUCCCACCUCCGGUCACCCAGUACUCCCCCGUCGUUUCCAGUCCUGGCGCCAGUCUCCUUCCCACCCCGCCUCCACCCACGUCUUACGAAAAAUUCCGUUCCGACUACUCCCCUGUGAAGCCCGCGGGCGCCGGCCUCGUUGGCAGCAGUCCCUACGCCAAGGGUGCUCCGCUUAUUCACCAGUCGCCGACCUACGUUAAGCCAUACGGCAGCCUGAACCUCCAAUCGUCGCCGUCGUCGUCCACCACACACAACGUGUCAGGCCACCAAAAGUACCAGCCUCGGUUACCCCAGCAGCAACAGCCACAUUACGGCAAAUCCCGAACUGGAGCCAGCCAUCAACAACAGCAGCAUCAGCCGACUUUUUACUACUCGGCCAAGGCCUGCCAGUACUCACCGGCAAACGCGCGAUCCGGUCAACCACCGGCCUUCGUUUACAGAGGCCCGCAGCUCUCUGCUUACGCUCUACCGCACAUGGGUUCUCCUCACAAGGGCUUUCUGAGCACGGCUGGCGAACACCCCCCGGGCCCCGGGCGUAGGAGUGCCGAGCACUCGGACAAGCAGCAAAAUGCCCGUCACAAGAACCUGGUCAACAGUUACCGUGGCUCCAAUCUCACGAUGAGCCCCAAGGCAGGGGCCCCCCCGGCCGGCAGUGGACAAGAACGCACAGCCAGUCCUGCCAACAGCAACAGCGGAGAAACUAGCGCGACCGGGACGACAACCACGGCUACGACGACGAAUUGCAGUAACUGCAGUAGUAGUAAUGUCGCCGCCACGAGUGGCCCCGAGGUGGCGAACGCGACGGUCUGCAAGCCGGCUAGCGGCGCUCCUACCCCUCCCCCAUCCCCGUACUCCCCUACGACGCAUCCUCACCCAACUGUCUCACCGUCUCCCAAUCCCAACCAGGUCCAACUGUUUGGUUCGAGCGGCCAGCAGCAGCAGCAGCAGCAGCAGCAGCAGCGUUACAACACUCCGGCAUCCGGUCUCUCGCAGCAACAGCAGCGCAACACCGGAAGCAGAUACCAGUCCUCCUCGUCGAUUGGCGGGCGCGUUGGUGGUGCCGGCAAGUCCUCGGGCGUUGUGCGCCAGUCGAGUGGAGCCGGAGGCGGCAAGUACAAAGUCAACGGUAUGGUUCAAUCCGGCAAGCUCGACGAAACGCCGACGAACCUCGGCGGUGCCGGUGACGCGCCGUCCAUGAGCAACCGGCUGCCCUUGACGCCUCCCGGUACACCUCAACAACAGCAACAACCGCAGGGCGAGCAGACGCAACAGCCGCAGAUCGGUGAGGCGUGCCAUCAGAUGCAAGCGCUCAGUCUCUGAAGCGAGUCCGGAUAGUAGAGCCCAGCGGGGCCGAGCUAAAUGCGCCCUCGUGUCUUCCUCCCGCGUUUUUCGACCGCUGCUCGUGCUCAUUCUCGCCCUGACUUCGAAAGCGCGCUCGCGAAUCAAGCGGCUCUCGUCGUGUUGUUACGUUGUUAUGCUUGUUACGUUCGAUUAUUACGCGACGUAGUGAGUCCGAUCGGCAAGAGGACGAGCCGCGCGCUCUAUAUACGUAUAAAUACUGUAUGUGAUCUCAGAGUCCUUAUCGUUCGACGAGCUACGUAAUUAUUUAUAUAUAAAAUUAUAAUGUAUAAUAUAUACAUCGUUUACGGCUGUCUGAACAAACCGGUGUUGUUGUUGUUGAUGACGAUAAUGACGCUGCAUCGUGCUCAAGCUCACGCGAAAACGAUAAUUGUAGCGAGGACGACGACGACGACGACGCAGUGACGAUUUACGGUGACUUGUUGAAUAUUUAUAGUAAGAUAAUUUAACGAAAAUUAUUAUGAAAACUUAUAUAAUUCAUAAGGUGAGAGAAGUAUAUAUAUAUA
Copidosoma floridanum is the source of this 4336-nucleotide messenger RNA. RefSeq lists its product as uncharacterized. Gene Ontology annotation, biological process: 3'-UTR-mediated mRNA stabilization; positive regulation of translational initiation. Gene Ontology annotation, molecular function: mRNA 3'-UTR binding; translation activator activity. Lineage: Eukaryota; Metazoa; Arthropoda; Insecta; Hymenoptera; Encyrtidae. The record is from RefSeq and is a predicted model, not a curated record. Gene Ontology annotation, cellular component: cytoplasm.